Messenger RNA from Halichondria panicea, 2566 nucleotides. Its product is annotated as mucin-17-like. The record is from RefSeq and is a predicted model, not a curated record. The transcript is spliced from 5 exons. Bases 56 to 2506 code for a protein of 816 amino acids. NCBI's taxonomy places the organism in Eukaryota, Metazoa, Porifera, Demospongiae, Suberitida, Halichondriidae.
CCUGUUUGUAAGGGUAUAGUUAUAAAUAGAAUAAAUACGGUAAACAGUAUGAACAAUGGCGACUACAGAACGCGGAGUUUUCCUGCAUUGGAAGAAAGUGGACCCACUCUCCGAUGUCACCAAGAAGCAUCCCUCAAGGCGUGGAGGAUGUGAGGGUGUGCGAGAAGUGAGGAUGACACAAUUAGGGACUGAUGGAAAGGGGGGCGUGGCUAACAAGCACCAGGACACCAGAGUGGGGGUGGUCAAGACUGACACAGCUACAGGUGUUGCAACCCUGCAUGACCUUUGCCCCCAGGACAAGACCAAGGUUCGAGGGCUAGUGGAGGAGCUGGCGUCAGUGGGACAGGAGAAGGAGGAACUGGAGGCGGCCAUUGAGGAGGACAGGAGACAGUUCACACUCCUACUGGACAGACUCAAGAUAGAGCAUAAAAAGGUACUAUCAGAGAAGCAGAGAGUGAUGGAAGAGCUCCACUUGUCUCAGCUACAACUACAGCAGUUACACAUUUCACUCCCUCACACCUCCCUCCCUCACACAACCCUUCCUCACACCUCCCUUCCUCACACCUCCCUUCCUCACACCACCCUCCCUCACACCUCCCUUCCUCACACCUCCCUUCCUCACACCACCCUCCCUCACACCUCCCUUCCUCACACCUCCGUCCCUCACACCACCCUCCCUCACACCUCCCUCCCUCACACCUCCGUCCCUCACACCACCCUCCCUCACACCUCCGUCCCUCACACCACCCUCCCUCACACCUCCGUCCCUCACACCACCCUCCCUCACACCUCCCUUCCUCACACCACACCUCGGGCAAGCUUGCUACAUGAAGCUCGUACAUCACCUGGCAACAAUCACAGGACACCUACGUCCAAUCAGAUGAAACCCCUAUCCAAUAAUACGAUGUCAAAACCUCCACCAAAAAGCACUCCUAAUCAAACCAGAACACCUACUGUUUCUGUAACAGUCAAUCCAGGUCCUCCAAAACCUGCUCUAACUAUUGAAGGGGGAUCUAAUGUUAAUGACAGGGGCAGUAGAGAUUGUACCCCUCACAGUGAUGAUUGGCACACCCUCCCUCCCUCAAGCCCACAGCCUUAUACUGUACCGCUGAUACCUCAUCAUAUGACAUCAAGGACUGAUCACAUGACAGCAACAACAAUGAAAGCAUCACCCACCACCCCAAAAGACAAAAUACAUGUACCAACUCCAACUCCUGUGAUAACAGGCACACCUUCUCGUGACAUCUCCACACAAACAAUUCAAUCAACGGCCACACAAACUCAACACUCACCUGGCCCUCUCACAAUCAGCGAUCUUGUGACUAUGGAAACCACACUACCCCCACCUCCCGUCCAAAAUCACUCCUUUGAAAAGGUUAAAGGUCAAACCACCCCUACACUGCCGAGAAACCCUGUAUUUAGUAUCACGACAAAAGAAUCAAGUGGAAACGCAGCCAGCACUAGUCCUAUUAAAGAUGGCUCACGUAAUACUGUAACAGCUACUAAAAGUUUGCUUAACCAAAGUCCUAAAAAGAAGACGAUGUAUUCUUCAGAUAUCAGAACUUCUGCUAUAAAUGUACCUUCAAAUAGCGUUGGAAAUGAUGAUACGUCGUCAACUGAACAGCUUGAAUCGUUGUUAGCAUCCGCUCUACUCAAUGCACAGCAGACUUUGAACUCUAUACAGACUCUGAGUUACAGUGUGGGACAUGAGGGUACAAUAUCGGUGAACAGUAGUGGGUGUGGCCUCAGUAGGACCGGAACAAACGAAGCGCUGAGUGCAUUAAGUUCGAGAAACGGAAAUGCUCUCCAUAAUAAGAAUAAUAGAGAGGCUGCAUUAGGCCAGUCCGAGUGUGGCGAUGGCGCUAUAGUGACAAACAGACGUGGUGGGUCAAACAAGAUGACUCCUCACUUCCCAAGACAACAAUUGGCACGUGAUUUUGAAUUGUCUGCACUCGAUGAGGAGUUAGCUGCUACGCUGAAUACCCGGGAAAGUGAACACUCUCAAAAUCAACGUACCCGACAAGCCUCAGAUACCGAAGCACUCUGUAGCAGUAGUACUGCAGGUGGUGGUGAGGAUUUCGAAAUUACCGGCUUAGGACAUUUAUGGAACAUUCGUAAAAACAACUUGUCAAUUGCUAGAAAUUGUCCAAAAAAGAAGUCUUCUUCUAAACACACACAAGAGAGAUCGCUGUUGAAAGACUCAAGAUCGGGUGGUCGAUUGAAGACCACGACAGGUGUAGGAGCAGUGACUAGUACACCGUCGUAUGUGGGUGGGGGGAACGGAAUGAUCUCACACCGACUGGAGUCACUGUUAGGGAGCACUAUUGAGGAUUCGGAUGAUGAUAGCUGUGUCUCUGAAGUACUAGACCACGCCCACUCUCUCUUUCUGAGGUUACAUAGUGACGACUACUCAGAGCUUGACCAGUCAAGUAACCACGACGACAGCUCCGAUCAAUCAGAUACUGUUAGUGAUGAUGACAUUAUUGACGAACUAUUCUUUAUUUAAUAAUUAAUUAACCUGUGCUUAUAAUUUGUGCGAUACUCGAUCUCUAUAAUUAUUAUUAUU